This is a messenger RNA of Strongyloides ratti, 549 nucleotides long. RefSeq lists its product as hypothetical. Lineage: Eukaryota; Metazoa; Nematoda; Chromadorea; Rhabditida; Strongyloididae. Bases 1 to 549 code for a protein of 182 amino acids. The transcript is spliced from 2 exons. The record is from RefSeq and is a predicted model, not a curated record.
AUGCAAAGUAUUAAAAGUUAUCUGUUCAAAAUUUCAAUCUCUAUUGCUAUUUUUAUAGUAGUUUCGAAUUGUCAAUUAAUAAAUGGAAACGCAAUAAGUAUUCAGGCUAAAGAAAAUUGGUUUGUUGGUAAUGUAGAAGUUACUUGUAAUGAACAACCUCAAGAUAAAGUAAAUAUUUCAAUUUUUAAACUAGAAAAUAAUGACUAUGAACAUUCGUUUAUUUAUGUUGUAUUGAAUAGUAGUUUAACCGAUAAGAAUGGAUAUGGACAAGUUACAGGGCAUUGGAAAAUACCUCCUGAUCAUUUAAGUUGCAAAAUGUGUCUUUUUCAUAAUUGCCCACCUCCUAAUAGCAAAGAUGAGAAAAAAGAAGGAGAAUAUAAAUACAGUUAUUGUUUUUCUUUUGGUCAAUCAUAUAUAAAAAACACUUUAGAAGAAGCCCAAAAAAAUGAUUUUGAUGAAGCUAUUGAAUUAACACAUCAAUCUUUUGAUGAUUUUGUUGAAAAAUCAAAAAGUAGCAACGACUGUCCUUCUGAAGGAAGAAAAAAAUAA